CUAGCUGUUCAAAUGCCCAGGUGCUUGUGAAGUGUGAAACUUUACUGCACUUUCAACAACAGAGAAAAAGUAUAAAGUGGAGGUGUCCUGGGCAGGUCUGUGCGGACAUUGGAAGAGCAACAGCAGCCAGUCUCCUCUCUCUCUGCAUCUGUAACAAUCCUCUACAGGCUCGAAGCAUCAUGGCAGACAGGGUGUUCAAAGGCGCAGGGGAGAAGCCCGGCCUGCAGGUGUGGAGGGUGGAGAAGAUGAGUUUGACCCCGGUCUCCAAAGCGCACCAUGGGAACUUCUUCACCGGGGACGCCUACAUAGUGCUCCACACCACGUCUGCCCCGUCCUACAACGUCCACUCCUGGGCAGGUAGCGAGGCAUCCCAGGAUGAGCGUGGGGCGGCGGCCAUCUUGAUGAUGCAGCUGGACGACUAUCUGAAAGGAAGGCCUCGCCAGUUCACUGAGUUUCAGAAUGAGGAGUCUAUCACCUUCACCACCUACUUCAAAUCAGGCAUCACAUACAAGCAAGGAGGAGUGGCUUCAGGCUUCAAGCAUGUUGAUACCAAUAAAGAGAAUAUAAAGCGCCUCAUACAUGUAAAAGGGCGGAUCAUCGUCCGAGGGACUGAGGUCCCCCUGACCUGGGAAUCUUUUAACAGUGGGGACUGCUUCAUCAUCGACUUGGGGGAGAACAUCUACCACUGGUCUGGACGCGAGAGUAACCGCUUUGAACGUCUGAAGACAACAGUUCUGGCCAUGGACAUCCGCGACAGUGAGCGCAAGGGCCGAGCAGAGGUGCACAUGAUUGAAGAAGACAAAGAACCAGAUGAAGUCAUCAGUGUUCUGGGGCCUAAGCCAGAUCUCCCACCAGGAAGCCAAGACUCGGAUGUCUGUGUGUCAAAGAAAGCCAAGUCUGAAGCUUCUCUUUACAUGAUUUCCAAUGCUGCCGGGUCUAUGAAGGCAACUCGAGUGGCUGAGAAGAACCCAUUCAAACAGGAUAUGCUCAGUCCGAAUGAGUGCUACAUCCUGGACAAUGGGGGCAACCGCAAGAUCUUUGUCUGGAAAGGACCAAAAGCCAAUUCUGAAGAGCGAAAAGCAGCUAUGUUAGCUGCACAGCAGUUCAUCAAAGACCACAACUACCCAAGCAACACCCAGAUCCAGAUCAUGCCAGCUGGAGCAGAGACCACUCUUUUCAAGGACUUCUUCUAUAACUGGUUGGACAAAGACGAGACUGUAGGCCUUGGUCAAGCCUAUGCCAUCGGCAAAAUCGCCCAGAUUCAGAAAGUCCCAUUUGACGCCUCUGGUCUUCAUAACAACAAGGCCAUGGCUGCCCAGCAUGGGAUGGUGGAUGACGGCUCAGGCAAUGUCCAGAUCUGGCGUGUGGAAGGCGGUGAUAAAGUUCCUGUUGAUGCUGAAACUUAUGGUCAGUUCUAUGGAGGAGACUGUUAUCUGGUGCUGUACUCCUACAACUGUGGAGGCCGAACCAAGCACAUCAUCUACACUUGGCAGGGGAAGAAGUGCUCCAAGGAUGAACUGGGAGCUUCUGCCAUUCUCACUGUUGCACUGGAUGACUCCAUGGGAGGAGUAGCAACCCAGGUGCGUGUGACUCAGGGCAAGGAGCCUGCUCACUUGGUCAGCUUGUUCAAAGGGAAUCCCAUGGUGGUGUACCUGGGUGGGACGUCCCGCAGUGGGGGACAAACUGCAGCAGGAAAAGUCCGCCUCUUUCACAUCCGCCUGAACUCCACCAAGGCCACCAGAGCUGUCGAGGUUGAGCCUACUGCCUCCUCUCUGAACACCAAUGAUGUAUUUGUGUUGAAAACCCCUGAUGCGGUUUACCUGUGGAGAGGCGUGGGGGCGGCAGAGGAGGAGAUGGUGGCUGCCAACUACAUGGCCAGUCUGCUUGGAGGGACUGCCACAGAGGUUGUGGAGAAGAGAGAGCCAGACUCUUUCUGGGCUGCACUGGGAGGAAAGAAAGAGUAUCAGACAUCUAAGACUCUGCAGAACGCUAUGAGACCUCCACGCUUGUUUGUAUGCUCCAACAAGACUGGAAGACUGAUUGCUGAGGAAAUGCCCAGAGACUUUUCACAGGUAGAUUUGGCAACUGAUGAUAUUAUGAUCCUGGAUGCAUGGGACCAGAUUUAUGUGUGGGUAGGGAAGGAUGCCAAUGAGGAAGAGAAGCAAGGUGUGGGGAACAUUGCUCAAGACUACAUUAACACUGACCCAGCAGGCCGGCGUGGGACUCCCAUGGUCAUCUUUAAGCAGGGGGAGGAGCCACUCUCUUUCAUUGGAUGGUUCCAUGGCUGGGAUGAUGACAUGUGGGACAAGGACCCCAUGGAGAUAAUUAACAUGUUCAAGUGUCAUUAAACCAGAAGAAACCAAACCUGCAAUAGCCUUCUUAGCUUCUGUAGUGCUAUUAGUUUAAAUGUCUAAAUCUAUGCAUGAUGCCCCCAACAGGCUUUUUAAAAAUAAAGAAUAUUGAUACUUGCAGCUGAUAUCAUCAAUUUGAAGCUAACUGUAGGCAUUGCUCUGUCUGAAGCUCUGUUACUCAAGAUAGACCUUAAUCUGAGCUUUACUUUAAGGCAGUCUGACCAUAAAAACAUAUCUGGAACUACAACAAAAGUCCCUCUCACAUAACAUUACAGUCACACGAUAGCCUGAUGUCACUGCAAAGUAUCAAUAUGAAAAUGGACAGUGGUGCUACUUAAAAAAAUAAGAUGUCAUAGUUAUAACUAGGUAACUAUUAACCUCUUAAGUCUGGUUGAAAAUAUAUUUUCUUAAACAUGCAUCUAACGCCACUGCCUAUUUUAAUUUACAGUCUGUAUUGGAUUAUAUUGAGACAGAUGACAAUACAUUUGUGGAAAAAAAUGUAAACAUUGAAAUAAUAUCUACAUAUAUUAUUGAUAACAAAACUAAAAUGCAUUAUAUUCAAAUAUCCUUGUGGUAUGACCUAAAAUGCUUUGCCAAAUCACCAGUGUAAUUGCCGCUAAACUGGUUCUGCACUCCAAUAAACCUUAAAAUUCAAAA
Messenger RNA from Periophthalmus magnuspinnatus, 3008 nucleotides. RefSeq names its product scinderin like a (gene scinla). The transcript is spliced from 18 exons. Gene Ontology annotation, biological process: barbed-end actin filament capping; actin polymerization or depolymerization; actin filament severing. Gene Ontology annotation, molecular function: phosphatidylinositol-4,5-bisphosphate binding; actin filament binding. The coding region runs from base 180 to 2348 and encodes 722 amino acids. NCBI's taxonomy places the organism in Eukaryota, Metazoa, Chordata, Actinopteri, Gobiiformes, Gobiidae. The record is from RefSeq and is a predicted model, not a curated record. Gene Ontology annotation, cellular component: cytoplasm; actin cytoskeleton.